AUGAUUACUCACUUGGUCUUUGAACUCGAAAGGGACAGCUGCUCUCCACCAUUCAAAAAUAAAGAUGAUGAUUCGCCAUAUCUUGGAUGGGAUCCAAUAUGGGAAUCGGAUUUGUUCGAAAUCGGUUCAAUACUUUCUCAGACUAUUAAACAUAAACUUGAAAAUGUCGAUACUUCCAAUCGAGCGAUAUUGGUUCAAGAGCCAUCUUCAAGAGGAUUAUCAAGUUUCGUUAGGAAUAGAGGAUCCUUCUUACCUGAUCGAUUGGCUCUCAAACCUUCUUCCACCACUCAAGAUAAUAUUCCAUGA
Messenger RNA from Kwoniella mangroviensis CBS 8507, 306 nucleotides. RefSeq lists its product as uncharacterized. Lineage: Eukaryota; Fungi; Basidiomycota; Tremellomycetes; Tremellales; Cryptococcaceae. The record is from RefSeq and is a predicted model, not a curated record. Bases 1 to 306 code for a protein of 101 amino acids. The transcript has 2 exons.